AUGGCGAGCAGCACGGCCGUCCCAGCGCCUUUCUCAUCCAGCACUCUCAUCGCCAUCAAGGUCCUCCAUCACGGACGACAUGUUCGACUGAAGCUCGCCUUCACCGAUCUGGGUCCGGACAGGCUCCCCGCGAAGCUACGAGCCGCUCUCAACAUCCCAGCCGACUCAGACGUCAUCUUCGAGCGCUUCUCCGACAGCUCGCAGUCUCACAUCCGCCUGGACCCCAACAACCUCCAUGCAUAUAGGUCCUUACUUCGCGCUGCGAAGGCGAAGCUGAAACUCCGACUUCGUGCAACCAUGCCUGAAGAUAAUGCCAACAACCCGACCGCGUCGGCCUCGAUUGCCAAUGGCUCCACUCUCGCGGAUCCCAUAUCGGGUCCCCCAACCAAGGCGCCUCCUGUUUCCACCGCCCAAGGUGGUGAUCCGAUCCCGAUGUCGAACCCAUCCGAGACCACUUUGAUCGAGCAGUUCAAGUCCGUCCUCCAAGGCAUUGAUGCCAGCUCGAAGGCCUCGGAUAACACCAACGUGAAAGACGUGGUCGGUGAACCCGAGCCUCCAACUCCUGAUCCGUUCUCGGAUGAACAAGAAUCCACAAACCUUCCGGAGCCUGAGAAGAAAUGCAAAUGGGCCCUGGCGUGCAACUGGACCGUAUAUUGCAACAGCUGCGAUAAGCCCAUGUCUGGCGAACAUUACCAUUGCAGUAUCUGCGACGAGGGUGACUACGACCUCUGCGCCCACUGCGUCGAUGCCGGCGUUCAUUGUCCCGGUGAAGGCCACUGGCUCAUCAAGCGUGUCGUCAAGAAUGGAGCAGUGCUAAGCAGCACUACUGAACGCAUUGCACCCAAGUCCAAGGACACCGAUGCUCCGGAAAUCAAGGUGGAGUCCCAGGAGAAGACCGAGGUCAAGGUCGAGAAAGCUCGUGAAGUCAAAGUGGAGAAGGCUGAAGUCGCCCUACCCAAGGCUGAGAAGGUUGAAGCUACCCAACCCAAGGCCGAGAAGGCGUCUCUGCAGAGGAUGCCUGGAUCUUACCAGGAAGAGAUCAAAUGGACCUCCGCUGUCAAACACCCUUCCCGCACUUGCAACUCGUGCGUUCGAAUCUUCCCCGAGGAGAACUUCGUGCACUGCACUACCUGCGAUGAUUUUGAUCUUUGCUUCCAGUGCCUGAGAGGUGGCAAACACGGUCAUCAUCCCGCACAUGCGUUCGAGGGAGCGACUUCGAACACAUACAUGCAGAUCUCCGACAAGAUCUUGUGCCGUAAUGCCACCCACUCCGCCAUCUGUGAUGGCUGUGACCUGUACAUCCAUGGCGUUCGCCACAAGUGCUUGAAUUGCCCGGAUUGGGACUACUGCGACACCUGCAUCAAGAGCGCCAAGGAGAUCCAUCCCGGCCACCGAUUUGUGCCAAUCUACGAUCCCCUUCCAGAACCUCGGACUAUGCCGGUAUCUCACUACGGCAUCUUCUGUGAUGGACCACUCUGCAACAACGACAAGCCUGGUCAACAGUACAUCUACGGAACUCGCUACAAGUGUGCCAUUUGCCAUGACACGGAUUUCUGUUCCAACUGCGAGGCUUCUCCAGGCAACAAGCACAACCGAACUCAUCCUUUGAUCAUGCUCAAGACUCCGGUCCACAACGUCAGUGUGACUACCAUGGGUGAGAACCGGGAUGGGUCGUCCACCACCAUGGGCGAUGCCCAAGCUCGCGCCUCCACUUUGCCGUCCGUUCAGAGCGAGGUUUCCCCGGUGCUGACCAUCGCUGAUCUGAAGCCGACGGAGGCAUCCGCCGCUCCGCGCUCCCCACCGAAGGAGAAGAUCGAGAUCAAAGACCUUCUGACUGAGCCUAUUAAUGAGAAGAUCAAGAUCCAGGACCUUCUGUCCGCUCCACAAGAGCAGGACAAGGCUGAGCAAAAGACAGUGCCUCCCCCACCUCCGGCCAGCGUCCCGGCCUCGGUUGGAACCGCCACACAGUACGGUGAUCUGAACGCCCACUUCCUUCAUGACCUUGUCACCGAUGGCAGCAAGAUGGUGGCUGGCCGACGAUUCCUCCAGGUUUGGACCAUUCUUAACCCCGGCCCGAUCCGCUGGCCCGCUGGAUGCCGUGUCCGAUACGUUGGGGGCGACAACAUGCUCGCCAUGGAAAGCGAACUUACCCUUUCUCUCCAAAACUACGAGCAGACCACUGAAAGCAACGUCGUCCAUGCUCCCGUCGAGGUCGGCCAGAAGUUCGCCUUCCGCGUCUGCAUGAAGGCACCCGCUCGUGUCGGUACCGCCAUCUCCUACUGGCGUCUCAAGGCCCCUGACGGCACACCUUUCGGUCACCGUCUAUGGUGCCACAUCAAAGUCGUCGAGGAGACCCCAGAGCAGAAAUGUAUGACGGACUUUUUGGGCACCACCCCGCAUCUGAACAAGCGCGCUUCCAUGCCGCUCCGCCUCGACGGCGUCCCGAACCCGUACCGAUACGUCCCCGAGGUCCAUGGACAAGCACCACCCCCUCCUCCUCCGGCGCCGAAGAUUCCACACAACACCAUGGCCAACGUAUAUCCCACCAUCCCAUACAUGCCUGCGUCGUUCGUUCCCGGACCCAGCACCAACCCCCCGCCUCCGCCGUUCCCGAGCGACCGCCACCGUGAGCAGCUGCGCCUGCAACAGCGUGCUCACGCCAUGCGUCAACAGCACCUGGUGUCGCGGAUGGGUUCUCAACACACCCCCGGCAUGAUCGACGACUACCAGUCACGCCUCACCUCGCUGAAGGAGCAGCAAGAGCAGGCCAACCGGGUGCUUCAGCAAAAGAAAGAUCUCAUGAAACCGGCGACCGAGCCGUCGGCACCACAGCCUCCCCCGAAAUUUGGCUCGACCACAUCCCAGGAUGCCCUUCACGACUACAAUAUGCAGUUGAUGUUGCUGGACCAGCAGAAUAAGCGUCGUCUGCAUAUGGCCCGCAUGGAGCAAGAGGCGCAGAAGGCGAAAGAGGCUCGACAGGAUGCCGAGGAUCGCAAGUCGGAAAUGGCAGUCAAAGCGGAAGAAGCACGCAAGGCUAAAGACGCACGCUUGGAUGAAGAAGCACGCAAGCUUGAGGAGCGCAUUAUCCAAGACGUUAUGCAGUCCUACCGUCCUUCCCCACCCAGCGCUGCAACCCCCGCGCCUCCUCCUCAGAUGCCCUACCUCGCCCGCUCUUUCCCCCACGGCGUCCCUCCCGCACCCCAAGCCACCGCCGGUGCCUCCUCGCCCCGCAACCACCGCUCACACCCUUUCAUGUUCAAUAAGCAUGAAUCCAUCUCAGAGCGCUACAUCGGGAAGAUGAUCCACCCGCCCCCGCCCCCCAUGGUCCACGAAGCUAAGCACAUCGAGGACGUCAACGAGCCCCUUCCGUCGUGGGCACCCAAGUCGCCGUCCGCCACCCUGCGCAGGCCGACGGAGGCAGACCUCUUGACGACGCGAGAGGGUCGACGUCAGCUCCCACAGUCGGGCUUCGCCCUCCCGGGAGAGAUUCCCGCUCUGGAGGAGGCGCCGCCGCAUGCAGAUAAGGGCAAGGGCAAGGCGAAGGAGGCGAUGAUUUUCCCCGUGCUGCAGGAGGACGGCAGCCCGAGCACUAGCAUGCACGAGUCUGCCAGCGCGUCGACCAGCCACGAUGCGGCGAUCCGCGAUCCCCUGGAGCUAGCUCUGGAUGACGAGGCGAGCAGCUCUGCGACUCAAGCGGGUGCGCCCACAACCGAGGCUGGAUCGGCAACCACGGCGAACCCGAUGGCGGCGCGCGUGGAGGAUGAGGAGGAGUUCUUCGACGAUGCGGAGAGCUUGACGAUGGAGUUAGUGGAUGUGGGGGCGGAGAGUGAGGGGUCGGGGUUCUUGACGGAUGAGGAGUAUGAGAUUCUAGAUGCGAGUGAUGAGGAGGUGUAG
Molecule: messenger RNA, 3894 nt
Organism: Eremomyces bilateralis CBS 781.70
Lineage: Eukaryota; Fungi; Ascomycota; Dothideomycetes; Eremomycetales; Eremomycetaceae
Exons: 5
Coding region: 1-3894 (1297 amino acids)
Molecular function (GO): zinc ion binding
Source: RefSeq, a predicted model, not a curated record